Monodelphis domestica (gray short-tailed opossum) is the source of this 1071-nucleotide messenger RNA. The record is from RefSeq and is a predicted model, not a curated record. Lineage: Eukaryota; Metazoa; Chordata; Mammalia; Didelphimorphia; Didelphidae.
AUGAGCCUUUUAGUGACUGCUUCCCCUCAUCUGGGUACUAGAACUCACAAUGGCUCUUCCAUUCCUACAGUCAUCAAAGGAGAACAGAAGUCCCCCUGGAAUUUAGUCUGUGGCCGACCUCCUCUUUCUCUCCGGGUGAUUGGGGGUGAAAAUGCCAGGGAGGGCAAAUGGCCCUGGCAUGCCAGCCUCAGACGAUUUAAACAGCACAUCUGUGGUGCCACUCUAAUCUCUCAUAGCUGGCUACUCACUGCAGCCCAUUGUAUUCCCAGACGACUGAAUGCCACUCAGUUCUCAGUCCUCCUGGGUUCUUACCACCUGGAUUCCCCAAGCCCCCAUGCCUUGGAGCAAAAAGUAAGGCAGAUCAUCCAGCAUCCUGCAUACACUCACCUGGAUGAGUCUGGUGGUGACAUAGCUCUGAUACAGCUUUCAGAGCCUGUGCCCUUCUCCGAGAACAUAUUGCCUAUCUGUCUCCCUGGAGUCUCUUCUGCACUUCCCUCAGGAACAUCCUGUUGGGUGACAGGCUGGGGAAACAUUGAAGAAGGAGGUAAGCUUGUUAGCAGUCCAGAUCAUUGUACUUGGAGCCUCUCCACACAGACCUUUAGCCCUGCUCUCUUUCAGAGCCACAAGAGCAUCUUUCCUCUCCCAGCUCCCCAGAUCCUCCAGCAGGCCCAACUUUCCCUCCUGUCCUGGGAGACCUGUGAGACACUCUACCACCAGGACUCCCAUCGUCCACUUAAGGUCCCAGUCAUUGAGUAUGACAUGAUCUGUGCUGGCAGUGAAGAGGGCACUGCAGACUCCUGCCAAGGUGAUUCUGGGGGCCCUUUGUCUUGCCAAUUAAAGGAUCGAUGGGUGCUAGGAGGUGUGGUGAGCUGGGGGGAGGUCUGUGGAGCCCCCAACCGCCCUGGAGUCUAUGCCAACGUGUCUGCCUUCAUCCCUUGGAUCAUCACUCAUGCUCCUGAAGUACAGCAGAACCUCGUCCCCUCAUCUGCCUCAUUUUAUGGCUAUCCCGAAUCUUCCAUUCUUUUGGGUCUAUUCUUAAUGAUAGCAGAGUGUCUACUGAUAGGGCUGUAA